Messenger RNA from Gymnogyps californianus (California condor), 11178 nucleotides. RefSeq names its product early endosome antigen 1 (gene EEA1). Bases 20 to 4372 code for a protein of 1450 amino acids. Gene Ontology annotation, molecular function: 1-phosphatidylinositol binding; metal ion binding. The transcript is spliced from 30 exons. Gene Ontology annotation, cellular component: early endosome. Lineage: Eukaryota; Metazoa; Chordata; Aves; Accipitriformes; Cathartidae. Gene Ontology annotation, biological process: endocytosis. The record is from RefSeq and is a predicted model, not a curated record.
GCAUCCGGGCUCCGCCACCAUGUUCAGGCGGAUUCUGCAGCGGACUCCGGGUAGAGGUGGGUCUCAGAGCUCGGAUUCGGAUUCAUCUGCCACACCAGGAAAUGCUGUGGAAGUGAACAAUGAAGGCUCUUCCGAGGGCUUCAUCUGUCCACUAUGUAUGAAAGUGUGUGUAACUCCCACUGAUCUGUCUGAACAUUACCAGAAUGAGCACACUGGGACAGAAGGAAGACAGGAGCUGCGUGACCUCCCAGCUGUUACUGGCUUUAUUUGUCCUCUCUGUAUGAAGUCUCAUGGAUCAGCUGAGGAGCUGUUCAAGCACUAUGAAGCAGUUCAUAAUUCUGGCAUUGAUUCAACUCAUGGAGGGGAAGGUCAUCUGUCACCGGAAAGAGAUGAAGUAUCACUGCUCCGACAAGAAGUCCAAGACUUGCAAGCUUCGCUGAAGGAGGAGAGGUGGUAUUCAGAAGAGCUGAAGAAGGAACUAGAGAAAUUGCAGGGGCAGCGGCAGCAAGAUUCUAAGUCUGAUGGAUUGACAACGGCUACAUCUACAGAAUCAUUAGAACGGCAACUAGAAGAGAUCCAAAUAGAAAAUUUUAACAUUAAGCAAAUGAAAGACUUAUUUGAGCAAAAAGCGGCACAACUGGCCACUGAAAUUGUGGAUCUUAAAUCAAAGUAUGAUGAAGAAAUCAGCCUUCGGGAAGGUGCAGAACAGAAAGUGACAAACCUGACACAAGAACUGCAGCAGGAGAGAAGUACAGUAGAAGACUUAAAGACAGAGCUGCUGCAAAGGCCUGGUGUGGAAGAUGUGGCUGUCCUGAAAAAGGAGCUGGUCCAAGUUCAGACGCUGAUGGACAAAAUGACGCUGGAACGUGAGAGAGAAUCUGAAAAGCUGAAAGAUGAGUGCAAGCACUUGCAGGCAGAGCAGGCUAACUCGGAGGCUACCAUUAAUCAGUUAAGAGCUGAACUUGCCAAAGGACCUCAGGAGGUAGCUGUGUAUGUUCAGGAGCUGCAAAAACUUCAAAGUUCAGUCAAAGAGCUAGAACAGAAAAACCAGAGUCUGAUUGAGAAGCUGCUGAAGAAGGAACAGGAUUACACCCAGCUAGAAGAAAAACACAAUGAAGUAUCUGUGAGUAAGAAGAACGUGCAGGCAAGCUUUCACCAGAAAGACCUGGACUGCCAACAGCUUCAGGCAAAGCUGUCUGCAUCUGAAGCCUCGAUACAGAGAUUACAGACAGAGCUAGGUGAGAAGGGGGAAGCAAGCCAGAAACUUAAAGAAGAGUUGUCCGAAGUAGAAACAAAGUACCAGCAUCUCAAGGCUGAAUGUAAACAGCUCCAGCAGCAGAGGGAGGAAAAAGAGCAGCAUGGCCUGCAACUCCAAAGCGAGCUCAGUCAGUUGCACAGUAAACUUCUAGAAACAGAGCGCCAGCUAGGGGAAGCGCACGGGCGGCUCAAGGAACAGAGGCAGCUGUCUGGUGAGAAACUGAUGGACAAAGAGCAGCAGGUGGCUGAUCUGCAAUUAAAACUUUCUCGUGCUGAAGAGCAGCUAAAGGAAAAAGCAGCAAAUUCCACAGAAUUGCAACAUCAAUUAGAUAAGGCAAAACAGCAGCACCAGGAACAGCAGACACUUCAGCAAAAUACUACAGCAAAACUACGAGAAGCCCAGAAUGAUUUGGAGCAAGUACUACGACAAAUUGGAGAUAAGGACCAAAAAAUUCAAAAUCUUGAGGCUCUGCUUCAAAAAAGCAAGGAAAACAUCUCUCUGCUAGAAAAGGAAAGAGAAGACUUAUAUGCAAAAAUUCAAGCUGGGGAAGGAGAAACUGCAGUUCUUAACCAGCUACAAGAGAAAAACCAUGCAUUGCAAAUACAGGUAACUCAGCUGACAGAGAAGCUGAAGAACCAAUCAGAAAGUCAUAAACAAGCCCAAGAGAAUUUGCAUGAGCAAGUGCAGGAGCAAAAGGCACAUCUAAGAGCUGCUCAAGACCGUGUGCUUUCCCUGGAAGCAAACAUCACUGAACUAACCAGCCAGCUAAAUGAAAGUAAAGAGAAAGUAUCACAACUUGAUGUACAGGUAAAAGCAAAGACUGAAUUGCUGCUUUCAGCAGAAGCAUCGAAAGCUGCUCAAAGAGCAGAUCUUCAGAAUCAUCUGGACACUGCCCAGCAUGCACUGCAAGAUAAGCAACAGGAGUUAAAUAAGGUCAGCCUUCAGUUGGAUCAGGUUACAGCUAAGCUGAAUGACAAGCAGGAAUACUGUGCUCAGCUGGAAGCCAGUCUUAAGGAGUACAAAGAGAAAUGUCUUUAUUUAGAACAGAAAACUGAAGAGCUAGAGGGACAGCUUAAGAAACUUGAAGCUGACAUUCUUGAUGCUAAAGCAAGCAAAGAACAAGCUCUUCAGGAGUUACAGCAGCAGCAACAGCAAUCUACGGAAUUAGACCUCCGAACAGCAGAACUGAGUAAACAACUUGAAGCAGCAAGAGAAGCGAUGUCUAAUGCUAAAUUGGAUUUGCAGAAGAAAUCUGAGGCCCUUGAACAAGCAAAACGGCAAAUUUCAAAGCAGGAGGAGGAAAAGGCCAGCCUCAAACAAAACCUUGAGAAAUCAAAUCAAGAUACAAGUAAACAACUCAAGGAAUUAGAUUGUAAAAUGCAAGCAGCAACAUCAGAGCUCCAACAAGUGAAAUUAGAGAAGGAUACUCUAUUAAAGGACCUUACAGCUACCAAAGACAAGCUCUCAAAAAGUUCUGAAUCCUUCAAAAAAAGAAAAGAGGAAUUAGAAAAAGAAAUACAAAAAGAAAAAGCAGCUGUGGCAGAAAUGGAAAAAUCUUGCCAAGAAGUAAAACACCAGCUCCAGGUACAAACAGAGUCUGUAGCUAAAGAGAGGAAUGAAUUGAAAAACUCACUGGAAAAAAAGGAGGGGAUUUCUAAGCAGUUGUCGAUAGAACUUGAUUCAGCACGAGCACAAAUACUGGAAAUUCAGGGUCUUCUGAAGGAGAAAGAAAAAAGCGAGCAACAUCUCCAGGGAAAGCUGAGAGAGUUAAAGGAAUCUUUUGAGCAGAAGAAAAAACAUAGUGAGACACUGCAAGCUGAAUUAAAAACUGCCCUUUUAGAAAAGGCAGAACUGGAGAAUAAACUGCAACAGCAGUCUAUUUUGUCAGCACAGGAGCUUAAAGCAGAGAAAGUCAAGCUAGCAGACUUACAGAAGACCCAUGAAAAACAUAAGGAAAACGUGGAGAAGCUGCAGCUUGACCUUUAUGGGAAAGAGUCUGAGCUGCUGGCAACCAGGCAAGACCUUAAGUCCACAGAAGAAAAACUUGCUCUGGCUCAAGAAGAAUUAGUUUCCAGCAGAAAUCGAAUUGCUAGCAAUAAUCAGCAGAUUCAGGAACUGAAGAAAGCAAAGUCUACACUGGAGCAGGAUGCAUCAAAGAAGGAGCAGCAGCUGGGCGAGAAGACCAAAAUGUUACAGGAUCUUCAGAAUGACAGGAUUUUGAAAGAAAAAGACUUGGCUAAUGAAAAAUGUAAAACAACAGAGCUCCAGGAAAUAAGGAGUAGACUUGAAAAAGAAAGUGCCAAGCUGGGUGAAGAGCUUAGAGCCUGCAAGCAAGAGUUUGAGAAGGAGGUGGCAAAUCUCAAGGAUGCAAAACAGCUAUUGAUUCAACAGAAAUUAGAGCUGCAGAGCAAAAUAGAUAAUAUGAAUUCAGCUCUGGAACAGGAGAAAAAAACCCAUCAAGCUGUCAAAGAUCAGCUGAAAAAGAGAGAAGAGGAGCUGAAGAAAGAAUGUGCUGAAAUUGAAGCUAAACUGCACACAGAGAAAAAAGAGAAAGAGGAAGAAAACCGGAAACAUGAGGAAAAGGAGACCAAGCUCACCAUGCAGGUCACAGCCCUGAAUGAAAACCUGGCUACCAUGAAGAAAGAGUGGCAAAGCAGUCAGAGGCGAGUGAGCGAGCUGGAGAAACAGACGGAUGAUUUACGUGGGGACAUUGCUGUCUUGGAAGCAACAGUGCAGAAUAAUCAGGAUGAGAGAAGAGCAUUACUGGAGAGGUGUAUAAAAAGUGAGGGAGAAAUUGAAAAGCUUCAAGCCAAACUUGUAGAAAUGAAGAAAAAGCUGGACAACACUACUGCUGCAAUGCAGGAACUUGGCCGAGAAAACCAGUCAUUACAGAUCAAACACACCCAAGCUCUCAACAGGAAGUGGGCAGAAGACAAUGAGGUACAGAAUUGUAUGGCCUGUGGAAAAGGCUUUUCGGUGACAGUGAGAAGGCAUCACUGUAGACAGUGUGGAAAUAUCUUUUGUGCCGAGUGCUCAGCAAAGAAUGCCUUAACCCCUUCUUCUAAGAAGCCUGUCCGAGUCUGUGAUACUUGCUUUAAUGACUUGCAAGGAUAACUGGCUAUCGUGAGUGACAAAGAAAUGUUACACUAAAAUUUAUAAUUUCUGUUGAUGCACUUCGUUCAGCACUCAGACUACUAUUCAGUUUGGACAAUGAUUGUAACACUUGGCAAAAUCUAGUAUAUUUUAAAAUGUUUAUUGAUACCAAGUAAAACUAUUGUAUUUUUUGUGAGACAUGGGCUCAGAUCAUCCAUAGCUUAUUGCCAUUUAUCCUGGAAAGAGCUUCUAUGUCUAGAUUAGAAAUACCCAGUUAUUUGUAAAUAAAGUUUAAACAGAGGAGUAACAAUGUAUUUUUUUAUCUUUUAUUUUUUUGUUCAAGAGAAACAGCGUUUAUGUGAUAUUGCAGUUUAUUCUUGUUUCCUUCAAAGAAAAAGGAAGAUGCAAAAACUUGUGAGGAUUUUAUGUAUCAAAUGUCACUGUAAAAGCAUAACUAAUUGUUGCAUUUGAUUGCAUAUCUGAUGUUCUUUAUAACCCAUUGUGAUUUUGUUUUCUUUCUCUCUCUCUGGUUCUUGGACUUUUCUCUCUAAAGUUCAGACUCCACACUGAGGGUAAUGGCUGGACUUGACUCCAACUCAGUUUUAUUUGCCUACUUAGAACUUGUUGUAGUAUCAGCACCCAAGUCCUUAUCCAACUAGAGCGCUCAGAUACUGGAACAUCUUUACACAUACUGUAUUGCAUUGUGUGUAUGUGUGUCUGAGAGAGAGUAGGUGUGAACAAAUGAUGAGACAAAGUUCAGCUGGCAUUGUAGGAAUAUUACGUGAUACAUUACAAUAUUCCAUCUCGUAUUGAUUGAUUUCACUUUUACAUAUUUGGUGGAUGGAUUUUAAUUUUCCAGAAACCCCGAUAUGUGGGUUUUAAAAAGCAAACAAACAAUACUGGUAGUAGCCUGUAGUGCAUCUCUUGCCCUGCCCGUACCCUGGAAGCCCUGAGAGGUCCUUGUGGUUCUAAGGGACAUCCAGACCUUCCAUGCUAGGUAUCCUACUAAGAAAAAGUCUUUUUUGAGACUGCUGCAGUUUAUCUGACCUUUUCUUCUGUUCCUUCUGUCGGCUUUUGGUGGAAGAAGCUGAACUCCUGCUAUACCUAACAAACCUCAGUUUUCCAUUGCUCCAUCUGACCCCCAUUACCGGGGGGUCUUAAAUGUUACGUUAGUUAUAUGAUUUAGUCUGCCCAGAACGGUGGUGUGAAUCUCCUGCUACUGGCUUAGUUAUAAACCAAACAGCUCUAAGUAAGAGGCUAAUAUAGAUGUCUUUAGAUAUUUAUUCAUAUUUUCUUUUCUGUACUUGCAACAGAGGUUUCUUGUAGAGUUCAUGUAGGCUCCAAACUUCUUUUUUGUUGUGAUUUUAUUUACACCUGUUCAUUCUUGCCUGCCUGUCUCUAGCUUUUCUUCCCUUUGUAUCUGGUAUUUCAAAACCGUUAAGGUUAUUUCUUCCAAGCGGUGGUUAUGCCUUCCAAUAUUUAGAGACCCUUUGUGUUAAAUAUCAUAAUGAAUUCCCACACCCCAAGCCCUUCUGUGUCUCACAAAAUUUUGCCAGCUGUUCAGAGAAAAGGACUGUGUCCUGAAUUCCUCUGCUUCUUGCCUGAGGUAAGGAAUCAAAUUCUGUCACAAUGAUGGAAGCUUAGCCAUCGUUAGGCAGGUUGGUUUGCUUUUAUCUAUUAGCAGCUCUAUAUGUGAAUGAAGAAGAGUCUCUUUUAUGAAAAAUGUCUAGUCCCGAUAAACUCUCAAGUGAAAAAACUUCUUAAUCCCUCUUCUCCAGAAGUAGUGAUCUAUAUGUUUCAUAUCCCUUCUUAGCUUACCUGUCUAGUUCUACAUUUGCAGCCUCAAGGAGUCUUCCUCAAGGAGUUUUCUUAAAAUUAAAUUCUUGUUUCCCAAAAGCCAGCUGAAUUAUUUAACUGGUUCUCCUCGCUGUAAAAGGGUUUGGGAUAUAACCGUGGUUUAUGUGAAAUACUGACCUGCUUUUCUGGUUUGAACUUGAGAGUUGCUUGCUCAAAAGAAACAAUUGCUGCAGCGAUUCCUUAUGAACAGAGCCUCUGGACUCACUGUUUCUCCUUGUCAGCAUAACUGUUUGGCAUAAGAAUCUUUUGAAUAGAAAAUAUGAACAGAAUCUCUGCCUCUGGGAAUUUUUUUUUCUACUUAUUUAUUUAUUGAGAGAACCCGAAGAGUUUGCUUUCAAGCCUUUCUUUGUCUGACGUGUGACUUCAGAAAUGUGGGAGAAGUAAAGAUGUGACAGUUGUGCUCCAGCCUAGAUGCGCUCUGCCCUCCUGUGUAACACACGGAGCCUUGUGCUGCUCUCAGGGUGAAGGACGACCAUGUGGAGCAGAAGGGAUUUUGAGAGGGAAGAGAGAAGCUUCCCGCAACUGCACAAGGACAAAAUGCAUGAGGCGGAGGAAGAUGGAAAUCUUUCAGGGGGAGCUAGGAAAGUGGUUAAAAGACUCAGUCGUGUUCAGGCAUUUUGCUUUUGAAUGGGAAUGUGUGAAAGCUGAGGAGAGAGCUCUGCAGUAAAGAGGAAGUGGUAGAAGCUCUAGUAGGGUUGUUCUUAAUUCAGCCUUUUGGGAUGCCUUUGUGUAGAGACAGGCAGAGUCACCUCACUCAGCUGGCUGCUGAAGCAGUGCAGUUGGUUGGCCUCAGAUCAGACCUUGGUCUGGAGCUCCUCAGCUUCAGGGGCAAAACCAGCUCAAUUUCUGAAGGUUGCUUUUUGCUGACCAGUUUAUAUGACCAACUUUUCAAGGGGAUGGAAAUGCUUUUCAAGUACACAUUUGUAGAAAGAGGGAUUGUUAAAAUCUGGAGGAACGGUGGUGUGGUAGAAGCUUUCAUGCUUGAGCUUUGAGUCUGCAGCAAUAGGUCAGGAUUUCUACAGCUUUUCACUGGAGUAAAUUUAUGACUCCAUUGCUAAAUCUUAUGCUUCUUCUUUUGUGCUUAUGAUUCUUAGUGCUGGUAUGUAUUUGUUGACAAGUUGAUGGUAUACUAGACCCUAUAAUGCUCUUGGCCUCACUGCCAGGUUGGAAGUUGUGCUCAAGCUCAGUAAAAUGACGUAUGAGAUACAUAAUAAGGGAAACUGGAAGCUGAUAAGCUUUGUAUUUAUAAAUCUGCUUGCAGAGUCUGACUGUUUUGAUGGGCAUGUUUCAGUAGGAACGUGGGUUUUUUUGUUGCACUGCUUUAAAAUAUAAAUAAUAGGAAAACCUAGUAAAAAGCCUGGUAACUUUUACCACGCUGAGUUAAAGGAUUCCAGACAAAAUAGUUUAAUGCACUGAUUUUUCAGCCUGGAAACACAGGAACAGAGGGAAAGCCUAAUAAAAUAGCAGAAGAGACUAGAGCCUUGGAACUGGAGGAUGCACAGUGAUGUAUUUUAACAGCCUCUAGCAAGAACCAGAUGGCUCUGAUUCACUGAGGAGAGGCCAUUAUAGAGCAAGAGGUGGAACUAAUGGUAAAACCAGCGCUCAAACCAGUAGUGUGUGGGAUCCUCAAGCUGCCUUUGAUUACUAGCCAUUAGCAUGGCAUCAGGAAUGGGCCAGUGAAGUGUGGGGUUUGUUCCUGAAACUGUCCCCUCUGCAGGACACUCCAUCCACAUUCAGAAUUGCUGGGGGAGCAGAAUAUGAGAGACCAGCUGCUACGUGGGCUACGACAAGCUACGGAGGCAAUCGGAAGAGCGUAAAGGAUAGUCUUGUUACGGGUGGGGAGAGGUUUUUUAACUUCCUGGAGACAUCACCUCUCUUCCCAGUCGAAGAGCCACAGUCCCUUGCGUUGUUGCCUCCAAAAUGCCAAAUCCUACUGUUCUACUCCAGCCUCAUGUCAGCAAUACAUACUUCAUACUUCUGUCCUGUAACCCUUCUGGAGGCAGGUAGUGUUGCAGAGGUCAGUGGCAGGCUUUUGAUCUUAGCUGGCUGUGCUUCACUGUUACUUAUUUCUUCUCCCCAUGUGUUCCUUCCCUCCAGUAAUCUUCUCCUUUCUGCAAAGGUUGAACAAAGAGGAUAAAGCUAAUGAGUCACAGUGGGAAAAGUUGCUGUCUGCAGAUGAAGAGACAAAAGGCAUUUUCUGCUGCAGCUUCCAACAGAGGCAAGAGGUUUAGAGGGAUCUUGUUUUUCAGCUGGCUUCACUCUCUGGCACAAGAGUCCGAGGCUCUAGGGUACAGUGUGGGUUUCUUCCUCUGUUUUUGGAAGGUAUCAAGUAACCAAGUUGCCAUGGAGUGUGGAGCGCUAGGUACACAAGAACAACGAAUAACUAUUUUUGUUGGGUUUGGAACGAUUAGGAUUAUGUGUGAAUCCUCACUGGAAAAGCUUUCUUAGUGAAGCAUGAAGGGAUUUGGGAGCAGAAGCAUGAAGUAACCUUGCUGUGUUUGUAUUACAUUAGCAAGAACAAUUGAGUCUGUCAUGCUAGGUGUAGGAGAAGUGACGUUCCUAAAGAAGGGACCUGGAAAACUCAAGUACUUUUCUGGAUUGUCAAAUGUCAGUUAAAUGCGAAGUGGGAACAAAUGCUUGUUGCAAAACUUAAAAAAUUUAUGACCAGUACUCAGUGGCAGAUAAAAAACUGCUGGAGCUUAAGUUCAAACAGAAUAUAAACUAUGCCAAGAAGAAUGAUGCCAUGGUUUGAGUAUGUUGAAACUGAUAAAUUACUCCUCGAAGUACCACCCCUCCCACUCUGAUAUUCUUGGAGGACUAGGAAACAACACUGUCAUUUGCACUACGCACUUUUUGCUGUCUAACUGAAUAUAAUCUACAGUAAGUGGAAUGGCAUAAUUUGCAUUGCAUGUGUUAGCUGUAAUCAAUGGACAGAAGGUUUAUCUUCAGCUGGACUUUUCACUGUAUUACACAUUUGGCCCCUUGCUAUGUAAGGAGAAUUGCACUCAUAAUUCCUUUGUACCAAAAAUGCAAUCAUCAUCUGAGAGCACAUGUAACAACAAAAACCAUGUAGUCACGCACACGUUGUCUUUGUAGAACUUCAUUUUAAGAUUAGAAAGUGAGAAAACGUGAAUUUUAUGUAUUUUCAAGGGUCUUGACAGUUGUCCAAUUCUUAAUUUUUGAAGUCUUGAUCUCAGCAUCCCUUCUAGGAUAAGUUUAAAAUUAUUGUCCAACCACAGCCUCUCCAAAAGCAGUACUUUUCAAAAGGUGUACUUUUCAAAAACAGCAAUAAUUGGAUAGUAAAGUCCUGCCACAGAAACUCAGUUUUGGGGGUAUUUUUUUUGUGGUGUUUUUUUUUUUUUUUUUAAGGGGCACUGAAUAAAGACGUUUGCAUCUUUAGAGAGGACAUUAGAUGCCACUUAAGAUCACAAUAAUGAAGAGGAUAGGUACUAGUUAAUGUAAUAAACUCUGCCUUUUAUCUGUAGCUCACCACAUACUAUGCACUCACUGUGCAGCAGAUACAGGAGUAUCUGCUCAUUUGAAGAUUACUGAAGCCCUGCUAACCCUUUUGGAUCAAUGUUACUAUGAAAGCAGAAGCCUGGUAGGCAUGUUUUCCAAUUUUUCCUCCCCCUAUGACCUAAACUGAAAACAAAUUCAUCUGUAUUUCCUGCCUUUUUUGGGUAAAGAGGGCUGGGGAAGAGUGUUCGUCGUUAUAUGUCAACAGGCCAGUCCUGGCAGGUCCAGGCUCCUGCUGUUGGCUUUAUGGCAAAGUACUCCGUUGUAUCACGCUAAAGCUUGAUUCCUGGCACAAAAGGGAUGUUUGAAAGAAUGUCUCGCUGGGUUAGCAAAUACCAGAACUUUUUAUAGUAAUGUGUCCAAAAUGCUGCUUGUAUAGGAUUUGUCACUUUUGUAAGAAAAGAAAAAAAAAAAAAAAUCACACAAAUCAUAAAACCCCACCAUUUGAUGCCGUUACAUAAGAUUUCAUUUAAACUACCUCUCAGCGUGAAAUUCAAACAUUAGGUAAGUUUAAUAAGGUUUGCUCACUGCUAUGUUAUGUAAAAGUUAUAGUGAAUGCCAAAAUUGCAAAAGUUUAUCACCAAAAAGGAAAAAAGUUAAGUCUCUUUUUUAUGUGUUUGAAAGUAUCCAAUAGUUUCAAGCUAUUGUAAACUCCGUUGUAUUCUUUUAACUUGUGUAGCUUCAGUCUUGCAAACUCUAGCUGCUGGACAGGAAAUAAAUCAUAACCACAAGCUUUCAUAAUCACAGUCUGCUGGGUAAAAACAAUUUUGUAUGCAGCUUUGUCAUUUGGCUAUAGAGAGCCUCAUUCACCAAAUGUACCAUUAAUUUAGUCGUCUUUUUUUCUUCAGUACUCGAGAUGUGAACUUGAUGAAUGGUAUUCUGUAAUGGAUGUGUGCCACAAAUUACAUUGUCUUGUUUGCCUCUUUUCUGAAUUUUAAUGAUGAGUUUAUUAUUGCAGAUGUGAAUAUUGCUCAUACAGCUUAAUUUCUGUAUAAUUGUAUAAAAUAUAAAUGGAAAAAGUUUUAAGUUCUUACCCAGUAUUUAGAGGUAAUGUAUUAUAAUAACCUUAUGUUGCAGUUUUACCUACAGAGUACUGCACUUCUUUUAAACUGGAUCAUACCAUCUUGGUAGGUGUAGAUAGACUUUUUGCAUGAGUGUGUUUUGGUUUUGUUUCUUUUUAAUUGAAGUUCAAUUCUCUUAAGUUCUGUUUUCAGUGUUUGUGUUUACUACUUGUGAUCAUGUAGUUGUGCCUUACAUUGUGAAAGAAUUUAGUCCAGCGUGCACUGUAAUUCCUAAACUCUGCGAUUUGGAAGGCGGCUGUGGGAUUUGGAUGAGAAGAUGACACCAUGCAUCAACCGGUUCUGUAUAAACUAUGAUGAAAUGUUAUUGAAAUGUCAUUUUUGUUUUCUAACCUGUUAAAGGAAUGAUUAAUGACAAUAAAAAAAAAAAUUAGA